Triticum aestivum (bread wheat) is the source of this 2991-nucleotide messenger RNA. Its product is annotated as disease resistance protein Pik-2-like. The transcript has 3 exons. Lineage: Eukaryota; Viridiplantae; Streptophyta; Magnoliopsida; Poales; Poaceae. Gene Ontology annotation, biological process: defense response to other organism. Bases 1 to 2991 code for a protein of 996 amino acids. The record is from RefSeq and is a predicted model, not a curated record. Gene Ontology annotation, molecular function: ADP binding.
AUGCCGCCAGUCGCCGCCGAAUCUUUCGGAGAACCAAGAGAGACAGAACUCAUGGAGCGCGCGUCGAUGGCCGUUUUGAGCAACGUUGUGCAGCUGGUUGGGCAGGAGUUCCGCCAGCUCCGCGCCGUCCGCGGCGAGGUCACUGAGCUGAGGGACGAGCUGGCCACGAUGAACACCCUCCUGCGCAUGCAGUCCGAAGCUGAUGCAAGUGGCUUGAGCCACUUCGUCCGGGAGUGGAUGAAGCAACUCCGGGAGCUCGCCUACGACGCCGAGGACUGCGUCGACCUCUACCUGUUUCGCAUCAGGUGCCAGCAGGGCGACGGCUUCCUCGUCUGGUCCAAACGCCUGCUUGCUACGCUUUUCCCUCGCCAUUGCCUCGCCGGCGAGAUCACGGCCCUCCGCAUCCGUGCUGUUUCCAUCAGCGAGCGCCAUGCUCGUUACGGCGUCAGCAUCGAGCUGCUGGGCCGCACUGCUUCUUCUUCGGAGGCUUUGCAGGCAGUGGUGGCGUCAGCACGUGCGCCACGCCCUCACAACGACCCCAACCAGUUCGUCGGCAUCAAGGCCCAGGCUGAGAACCUGGGCAAGAAGGUGGUGAAGGCGGCUGUCUGUGAGAGUGACAAAGAGCUCAAGGUGUUCUCUAUCGUGGGCUUUGGAGGCCUCGGGAAAACCACGCUGGCCAUGGAGGUCUGCCGGCAGCUGGAGACGGAGUUCAAACGCCAGGCCAAUGUGUCCGUGUCGCAGACCUUCGGCAGCAAGGAUCUCCAGGGAUUACUAAAGCGCGUGCUUCUGCAGGUCGUGACCCUACCGUCUAAUCAAAACGAGCAAGCGGCGCUCCUUCGUAAGAUUGACGGCAUGGAUGUAGGCGAGCUAGAAGGCAUGCUCAAGGAGAGUCUCCAGAACAACAGGUAUACCGUCGAUAAGAUGAUUAUUUCCAUCGAUAAGAUGGGCAGGCCUAGCUUUUCCUUCUUAGUAUGUAGGUACCUAAUUUUUAUCGAUGAUGUAUGGAGCAAAGCAGCCUGGGAGGCAAUCUGGUCCAAGUUACCAAGCAGCAACUGCGGCAGCAGAAUCAUCGUGACCACUCGGAUAGAUACUGUGGCCAAAGCAUGUUCUAAUUAUUGUGAUUAUUACAUCCAUCAUAUGAAGCCCCUAGAUGAGAAACAGUCAGAUCAGUUGUUCCGAAGAAAAGCAUUUGGCUCAAUGACCGAAGAUUCUUGCCCAGAGUAUUUGAAAGGUGCAAUGGAAAACAUCUUGAAAAAAUGUGGUGGGCUACCCUUAGCCAUUGCUAACAUUGCAAGCCUUUUGGCAAGCUAUACACAUCCAGAAGGGAAGAAGAUGUGGGAAAUAGUUGGCAGGUCAAUUGGUUCACAGAUGGAUAACAAUCCUACUCUUGAGGGGAUGAGGCAGAUACUCACACUUAGCUAUGACCACCUACCCCACCACCUCAAGGCUUGCAUUAUGUAUCUUAGCAUUUUCCCAGAGGAUUACGUGAUCUGCAAGGAUCGACUAUUGAAGAGAUGGAUCGCUGAAGGGUUAAUUCCUGAGAAGCGAGGGAUGACCCAGAUGGAGCUUGCUGAAGCCUACUUCAAUGAGCUGAUGAGUAGAAGCAUGAUUGACCGAGGCACCGAUAUAGUUACCGUGUACCAAUGGAGGGAAGAGACAUGCCGAAUGCAUGACAUGAUGCUUGAGGUCAUGGUGUCCAAAUCCCUAGAGUCUAACUUUGUUAGCCUACUAGGUAGGCAAUAUGAAGGGAUGGCAUAUGAUAGGAUUCGACGUCUUGCCAUACAUGGCGGAGUAGAGGCAACCCAAGAGUCUUCAUCAAAGAAAAUGACAGCACACCGUGGUAUCAAGGCGAUGACUAUGAAGCAUGUCCGAUCACUAAGCAUAUUUGAUACUGAAGCACAAAAUCUGCUUGCCCGGUUAGGAGAGUUCAUGUUGCUAAGGGUACUUGACCUAGAAGACUGCAAAGGUCUGCAGAAAGAGCAUAUGAGUCAUAUCUGUCGGAUGUAUCUUUUAAGGUUCUUAAGCUUGAAGUGUUCAGAUAUCAAGGUGAUGCCUUCAAGAAUUGGUGAUCUCGAGCAUUUACAGACACUUGAUGUACGUCAAACACAACUGACGAGUCUACCAGAAACAGUCACAAAGCUAGAGAAGCUGGAGCACCUGUUGUUCACCACCAAAGAUGGCAAUUUAAUGUCUGGUUGGAUACUGCCCCAAGGGAUCAACAAAAUGAAGGCACUACGCCAGCUGAAUAAAGCGGUUGUGGUAUCUGAGGAGAAGGUCGCCAAGGAGAUUGGUGACCUGGAUCAAUUGGAAGACUUAUGCAUCUAUGUAGACACAAGAAAUAAGGAUAUGGAUCAGAAUGUUCUCGAAGAGCUUGCCAAAUCCCUGAGCAAGAUGAACUCCCUCCAGUUGCUCGACAUUGGAAAUCUUGGUUGUGAUAAAUGGCCUUUCAAACGGGCAUUGCAUUUUCUCCAUCAAGUAAAGUCGCCACCACAGCUGCUCCGUUACUUUAGGAUUUGCGGCCUCAUUGACCAAUUGCCAAAAUGGGUGGGGGGACUCAUGAAUCUUACCGAGUUGGUCAUAGCUUGGACAUACGUUGAUGGUGUCCAACUAUUCAGCGACAUAUGUAAGUUGCCCAACCUGCAGAGGCUGACCCUGGGGCCAUACUUCAUAAGACACGGGCAAGACAUGGUUGCACGCAGUAGCCAGUCCUUUCCGAAGCUCAAGGAACUAACUCUGGGCUAUUCUCCUGAAGUUCCUGAAGUUUAUGGAUUUGAGAAAGGAUGCAUGCCAGAGCUGGAGACGCUUGUGCUGCAGUUUGAUGACCAGUGGAAGACAACUGCUGGUAUUGAGCACUUGAAAAACCUUAAAGAGGUGCAGAUCAGUUGUGUCAAAGAAGGUGCAUUGGCUGCUGUAGUAGAGGUGCUGGAGGUGGAGAAUAAUCAUCGACUCAAAUCUGACCGCGAAGAGAUCAGAGUUAUAGUGAGGUCGUAG